AAGAUUAGUAUUUCACACAUAUUUAAUCGAAAACGUUAUGCGCGGCGGUUAAAAAAAUUCCCUAAUUAUAUCAGGAUCUAUGUACUGUACUACUGCAGUAGUAUUACUACUUCCUCUACUACGCAGUAUUUCCAUGUACUGCACUGCCUUUGUCUUCAGUGACUGUGUUUACAGUUUGUCGUUGAGCUCAACCUGAGAGAUCGUCGCUGAAUUGUUCACCACCAUGCCACCCAAGAGAGACGCAGGUGCGACUCCAGCACAGCCGCCCGUGAAGAUGAUAAAGAUCGAUAACGUUACAGAUGCACAAGAGUUUGGCUGUCAUUCAGGCGAGGAUAAGUUCAGGCUCCAUGAAGAGGCCAGCUACUCACCUUAUCCCAACAAUGACCUUGACACUAUUGAAUUUGAUGAAGAAAAUGUUGCAAGCCCGGGAAUCAGAACAGACACCAUCAGCCUUCUCAUGAAAAUAGAGCAGCUACAGGCACAACUGAAAUAUGAACGCAGAUGCAGAAUUUUGGCAGAGAGAGAGCUGAGGGAACUCAAAGAGAUGAACACUCUCAUGAUGCAGAUGAGGCACACGGCACAUGAACUGCGGGUCACCCUGGAUCAUGUUCUCCACGGAGGCGAAGCAGCAGUUGCGCCACAAAACUCUGAUGAAACUAUCUCUUUCCUGACUGAGCCUGAGGCAGAAAUGAGAGCACUUCAUAAUAUACCAGAGGAUGACCACAAUUUCCUCUAUCUCUCAGAGAAUCUUCGAGUGCCAAAAAAUCUUUAUGAGCGCAUUGCAGAAAUUGCAGACUACAAGAAGUACACUUCAGCCCUGCUCAUGAUACUUUUUGAUAGAGAAACGCUGGCAACCCACUCUCUGCAGGGCCGUAGGAAUACCUUUACAGGAGAGGAUUGCCACAAGCCACAGCUCCCACCUGAGAUUUUGAAAAGUUUAAUCGAUCAUGUGGCAGCCAAGUUCAGUGUUGACAGCAGCCAAAUAAAAACCGCAAUCCGCACAAAGUUGAACAAUGAGGAUAAAUUAUUGAAGAAGAGACUGGGGUUGGGUAAAACAGAAAACAGAGCUAAUGCUGAGCCAAGCUUUUGCCAAGAUGCCUCGCUUCUGCCCGACGACGGAGCAAUGACAAGUGACUCUCAGUUAUAGUCGUUCACCUCUGUCUUCGUCCGUUGGUCACACGUAUUUCAUGUCCGAUAGAAAUAGGUCACAGAUUGCCUUUUUUGUCCACUAUAGUUCAUUCAGCAUUAAAAUCUAGUUCUUUAUUUUUUAAGAAUGAUAAGUAUAUAUAUUUUUACGUUGACAGCAGUUAAUGUCUGUUAGAUUGUUUUCAGAGUGUCACCUGGUGGCCACACCCAGGCGUUUGAUAGCACUAUAAACUGCCGCAUAUGUAAUCAUUAAUACUGUAAACAAGUGUUCUUAGGUUUUCUUACUGUAUUUAAGAGAGUGGUUAUAGGUUAAUAACCUUUUAAGCUAGAAUCAGUCAGUCAGCUGACCUUUACAUGUGUAAGUAGGACAGGGAUCUCAUUUUUGCCCUGUUGUUCAUUCCAACUUGUGCAUUGCAGGUAAUAAUGUGUUUCAAGGUAUACUGUAUGUGAUAACUGUUUCAAAGUGUUUGUCAUGUGUUUUCUGUGCUUCACUCUAACAAACAAUAAAGUUUUGCAGCUGAUA
Oreochromis aureus is the source of this 1669-nucleotide messenger RNA. RefSeq lists its product as uncharacterized. Gene Ontology annotation, molecular function: DNA binding; transcription corepressor activity. Bases 224 to 1147 code for a protein of 307 amino acids. Gene Ontology annotation, cellular component: nucleus. Gene Ontology annotation, biological process: positive regulation of neuron differentiation; negative regulation of Notch signaling pathway. Lineage: Eukaryota; Metazoa; Chordata; Actinopteri; Cichliformes; Cichlidae. The transcript is spliced from 7 exons. The record is from RefSeq and is a predicted model, not a curated record.